UCCGACGUCCCAGUUCCGACUUCCGAGGUUCCGCAGCAUUUAUCCUUUGUUCUCUGUUCGUCAGCAGCCCAGAAGCGGGAGUGUUGAUAAAGCUGUAAGAGAGCUGCAGCAGCAGCAGUUGAUGAACUCUGGAAAGAAGUCCAGCAGCUUGAGGAACAUCUGGUCAAAGAAACUGGAGGGAAGCAGGAGCUCAAACAGCGGCAGGACGCAGCAGAGGAAGAGACACCAGAUGAUGGAUGAUGUUUUCCAGCCCAGAUUAGUGCUGCCAGCAGAUGUUAAAGAAGAGGCUCCUGAAGAACAGAGUCCUGAUGUGGAUCAGCAGGAGCCAGAGCUCCUCCAGAUAAAGGAGGAACAGGAGGAACUCUGGACCAGUCAGGAAGGAGAGCAGCUCACUGUGAAGGAGGAGACUGAUACCAGGUUUCCAUUAACUGCAGCUCCUAUCAAGAAUGUUAAAGAAGAGGCUUCUGAAGAACAGAGUCCUGAUAUGGACCAGCAGGAGCUGGAGCUCCUCCACAUAAAGGAGGAAAGUGAAAGAAUCUGGGUCAGCCAGGAUGAAGAACAACUGAAUGUGAAGGAGGAGACUGAUUAUCCAAGGUUUCCAGUAACUGUUGUUCAUAUGAAGAGUGAAGAGGAUGAAGAGAAACCUCUGCUCUCUCAGCUUCAUCAACACCAGACAGACGACGGAGAUCUUCCAAGCAGCAUCUCAACUGACCAGAUAAAAGCAGAAAUUAAAGAAGAGGACUGUGGAACAGCAGAAAUCAGCAUAAACCCAGAUCUAAAUACUCAUGGAGGCUCUUCCAACUAUUCAGAGACUAAAGACGGUGAAGAUGAUGAAGAGGAUGAUGAUAUGAAGCAUCAUGUAUCUGCUCGGGGCAUGUGGGAAAACUUUGUCUUCUCCAACAUCCCAGAACGGGCAGAGGAGGACGCUGAAUCCACUAUCUUGGAAUUUCUCCAAAGUCGGCUGAAACUCCCAAGUGACGAGGUUAAAAACAUCACAUUCCAUCGUGUUAACUGGCUCGGAGAUGUUAAAGAAGAGGCUCCUGAAGAACAGAGUCCUGAUAUGGACCAGCAGGAGCUGGAGCUCCUCCAAAUAAAGGAGGAAAAUGAAAGAAUCUGGUCCAGCCAGGAUGAAGAACAACUGAAUGUGAAGAAGGAGACUGAUGAUACCAGGUUUCCAGUAACUGUUGGUCAUAUGAAGAGUGAAGAGGAUGAAGAGAAACCUCUGUUCUCUCAGCUUCAUCAACACCAAACAGAAGAGAGAGAUCUUCCAAGAAGCAUCUCAACUGACCAGAUAAAAGUAGGAAUUAAAGAAGAGGACCGUGGAACAUCAGUAUCCAGCAGGAACCCAGAUCUAAAUACUCAUGGAGGCUCUUCCAACUAUUCUGAAACUGAAGAUAGUGAGGAUGAAGAAGAGGAUGAUGAUGUGAAGCAUCAUGAAUCUGACCUUAAACACUUAUCAGACUCUGAAACUGAAGACAGUGAGGAGGAUUGGAAGGAGAGCAGGACUCCAGGGUCUGGCAGAAACACUGUCAACAAAUCUUUGAGCUGCUCUGAAUGUGGGGGAAAAUUUGCUAACAGACGCUCUCUUCAGAGUCACAUGACAUGUCAUCCAAGAUUAACGUCUUCAGAUUGUUCUGGUAAUGAGACGUGUUUCAGAGAAAAGAAAAACAUAGAUUCACUGACGAAGUUUCAGACGGGUAGUAAAGAUUUUAACUGUGGUGAGUGUGGUAAAAGUUUUAACUUGAAACGAGAUCUCAAAAGGUACACAAAAGUCCACGCUGGAGACAAACCUUUAAUUUGUGAUACUUGUGGAAAAAGAUUUACCUACAAGUCAGAUUUAAACAGACACAUGAGAAUCCACACAGGAGACAAACCUUUUAGUUGUGAUGCAUGUGGAAAAAGAUUUUCCUCCAAGUCAGAUUUAGACAUACACAUGAGAAUUCAUACAGGAGACAAACCUUUUAUUUGUGAUGCAUGUGGAAAAAGAUUUGCCUACAAGUCAAAUUUAAACAGACACAUGAGAAUUCACACAGGAGACAAACCUUUUAGUUGUGAUGCAUGUGGAAAAAGAUUUGUCUCCAAGUCACAUUUAAACACACACAUGAGAAUUCACACAGGAGACAAACCUUUUAGUUGUGAUGCUUGUGGAAAAAGAUUUGUCUCCAAGUCAGAUUUAAACAUACACAUGAGAAUUCAUACAGGGGACAAACCUUUUAGUUGUGAUGCAUGUGGAAGAAGAUUUGUCUCCAAGUCAUUAUUAAACAUACACAUGAGAAUUCACACAGGAGAUCAACCUUUUAGUUGUGAUGCAUGUGGAAGAAGAUUUGUCUCCAAGUCAAAUUUAAACAAACACAUGAGAACCCACACAGGAGACAAACCUUUUAGUUGUGAUGCAUGUGGAAGAAGAUUUGUCUCCAAGUCACAUUUAAACAGGCACAUGAGAACCCACACAGGAGACAAACCUUUUAGUUGUGAUGCAUGUGGAAAAGAAUUUGUCUCCAAGUCAGAUUUAAACACACACAUGAGAAUUCACACAGGAGUCAAACCCUUUAGUUGUGAUGCAUGUGGAAAAAGAUUUUCCUCCAAGUCAGAUUUAAACAAACACAUGAGAAUUCACACAGGAGUCAAACCCUUUAGUUGUGAUGCAUGUGGAAAAAGAUUUUCCUCCAAGUCACAUUUAAACACACACAUGAGAAUUCACACUGGAGACAAACCUUUUAGUUGUGAUGCAUGUGGAAAAAGAUUUGUCUUCAAGUCAGAUUUAAACAAACACAUGAGAAUUCACACAGGAGACAAACCUUUUAGUUGUGAUGCAUGUGGAAAAAGAUUUAUCACCAAGUCACAAUUAAAGAUACACAUGAGAAUUCACACAGGAGACAAACCUUUUAGUUGUGAUGCAUGUGGAAAAAGAUUUUCCAUCAAGUCACAUUUAAACACACACAUGAGAAUUCACACAGGAGACAAACCUUUUAGUUGUGAUGCAUGUGGAAGAAGAUUUGUCUCCAAGUCAAAUUUAAACACACACAUAAGAACCCACACAGGAGACAAACCUUUUAGUUGUGAUGCAUGUGGAAAAAGAUUUGUCUCCAAGUCACAUUUAAACAGACACAUGAGAAUUCACACAGGAGACAAACCCUUUGGUUAAGAUCUUUGUGUGGACUGUUUUGGUUUCAAGUCACAAUAGAACAAACGCAAGAAUCCAAACUGGAGAGAAACCUUUUAGUUGUGAUGAAUGUGGUAAAAACCUUACCUUCAAGUCAAAUCUAAACCAGGAUGAUAGAAUUUACAGAAAAGACAAACCCAUUGCUAGUUAUGUUUGCCAGGGCCUCCAUUCAGCCUAGGGUUUUAACAGAUUUAAAUGAGUGUGUUUCAUCGCUCAUAGGUUGGUUUUAUGGGUUACAGACUUUUUAAAAGGUAGAGUCCAGCAGGUUCAACACUCUCUGACAAAACAAUUACCAGCACAAGCUCUCCUCAGGGAUGUGUUUUAUCUUCAUUGUUAUUCACCUUGUACACAAGUUCCUGCAAAAGCACUUUCCCUAAUAGACAUUUAAUUAAAUAUGCUGACGACAUGGUCCUUUUAGACGACAAAGGAGAGGAGCAUGGACUAGUUCAGACCUUUUCACUAAUUGGUGCAAAAAAUCCAAGUUGCUAUUGACUUCAGGAAGCUUCAGUCAUUCUUCCCAACCAUCAUCAAUGGAGAUCAAAUUGAGACUAAUGCUAGAAGUACCUGGGCAUGGUUCUGGACUGCCAUCUAAGGUGAUACUCAUGGGCUGACAGGGCAACUUAACGCCCUUAGAAUGUCCUUGAGUUCUGUUCAUCAGAACAGUCCACUUAAGAGGCAGUGUCUUGUUAAAGAAAAUUAGUUUAGGAUAAAACAACCUAAAUAUUGUUAAUUUCAUUGUGUUUAGCUUUUGUUUGUGGUGGUAUGAGGCUACCUGGUGAAGCUAAUCUGAACAGGCCUCUAAGCCUUAAGGCUAGUUUUAUUUGUUCUGUGUUUUAAAGUUGAAAAAACCGUUAUUUCAAUGAGAUGUUUUAAACCGUGAUGGUCCAGUAAUGGGAUUUUGCUCCAUUUUAUCUGUGUUUUUGUUUAAUUGCUUUUAGCUAACCUGCUAAAUAUGUGUUCCAGUGCUGCUUAAAACAUGCUAAAGGUUUAAAAUACAGUUUUAAAGUGAACGUUUAUUGUUCAAAACAAGGGUUUUUAUCCAACCAGGAGCUCUUUUCCCUUUUUUCUCCUCAGAAGCAACAAAACACUGAACUCCACUUUGACAAACUUCUUUAAAACUGUUAAAGUUGCACCUCUACAUGGAGUUUGUAUUAAGUCUAUAAAAGUCACAAAUGGCAGAUGUGGCACGAUUAUUGGUUAUAGUUUAUAGAGCUCUCUUUACCCUACCUGCUUCAUUAAUGACAAAGCUCUGCCAUGAAGUCGUACCUUUUCAUUAAUAAUAAGUAAAGACUGUUGGUUAGUAGCUGAAAAAAAAAUCACUGUACCUUAUUCUUCAGUUUUUAACUUUUUGUCCUAUUUUUUACUUUAAUUAUUGUUGUUUUAUAUUUUCUUAGCAAAUUAGUCUUCCUUUAAAAGAAAUUGUUUUAAUGUUUCCUGACUCCUUUAUUAAUUAGUCUUACUGCAGUAUCUUUGUGUUUAUGUCUUGGUUUUAAAAGGAGCUAUAAAAGCAAGCUUGAAUUGAAUUAAGCGGAAGAUCAAUAAAUUGUAUAUGAAUGAA
Messenger RNA from Girardinichthys multiradiatus, 4721 nucleotides. Its product is annotated as zinc finger protein 665-like. The coding region runs from base 122 to 3145 and encodes 1007 amino acids. Gene Ontology annotation, molecular function: RNA polymerase II cis-regulatory region sequence-specific DNA binding; DNA-binding transcription factor activity, RNA polymerase II-specific. The transcript is spliced from 4 exons. NCBI's taxonomy places the organism in Eukaryota, Metazoa, Chordata, Actinopteri, Cyprinodontiformes, Goodeidae. The record is from RefSeq and is a predicted model, not a curated record. Gene Ontology annotation, cellular component: nucleus. Gene Ontology annotation, biological process: regulation of transcription by RNA polymerase II.